CCAUAAAAAAACUUAACUUAUUAUAUUUUUGAAAGUUUAAGAUAAAAUAUGAUGUAAUUUUCUAAAAAAAAUACUGUUUGAGGACUGGAGUUGGACCGGGCCUGGCCUUUCCAAGUGGCCCUUUUGACAAUAGUCCUAACUAGAUGAUCUCCUCUCAAUCUCCGUUAGACCUUUUUGUUCAGAGCUUCCUCCACUGGUUUCCAUGGAGACUUCAGAGAACAACAACUGCCUUUCCACGGUCACAGAAUCCGAAUUCGGUGAGGGUUCUGUCAGUCACCACGAUUCCAAUGGAAAUGUACAAUCUCCCCCAACCCACGAAGCUUUGGCCAGAGGCCUCUCUUCCAUUCUUUCCACCACCAUCUCCGAUUUCGAUUCCAAAGCCCAAGACACUCUCACGAGCCAGCACCACCUCUCUUCUGCCAUAGAUCGUCUCACCGGAGAACUUGAUAAACUAUUAGAAGAUGCUCCACUGCCAUUUAUAAUGCAGUAUGCUGCCAAGAUAUCUACUGUUAGAAAGAGAGUUUCGUCAAUGAAUAUAGUUCUCAAGUCCAUUCAAAGAAGAGUUGAUAACAUGGACCGGAUGCUGUCUGUGCACACAUUACACGAUAAGGCGGCCCCAGAAUGUUCUGAACACCAGAGUUAUGGAAAAGAAGAUCCAGCUAUAAAAUAGAAUUACAAACUUGUUUUAGUGGAAGGUGUUACAGAGGGAACCAUCAAGAGCUCACUAUCUCUAAGAAGAGCUAUACAGAAACCAUCGAAUGUGGCGCGCCACACACAUGUUUGAGCCUGCAAAAGAUGAGGUACAAGUUUGGACUAAGUUUGAAACAGUGGAAUCUUCAUUCUUGUUGAAAUGAGAAAAAUCCUAUGAGAGCGAAAAUGUGAAUGAAAUUAAGAAAUUUGAUUAGUUUGCUUAGCAUCUCGAGUUCAUUGUCAAACAGUUUUUGUUUUGAGAAUGAUUUGAUUGUUUAGUAUAUUCAGUUAUAGUUUGUGCCAUUGUAAAUAUGUAAGACUUGUUUUCUAGAAUGUUUGUCAUUCUUUAAAAGAUUUCAAUUUUUUAAGUUGA
Humulus lupulus (European hop) is the source of this 1063-nucleotide messenger RNA. RefSeq lists its product as uncharacterized. The record is from RefSeq and is a predicted model, not a curated record. Lineage: Eukaryota; Viridiplantae; Streptophyta; Magnoliopsida; Rosales; Cannabaceae. The coding region runs from base 203 to 670 and encodes 155 amino acids. The transcript is spliced from 3 exons. Gene Ontology annotation, molecular function: SNARE binding. Gene Ontology annotation, cellular component: synaptic vesicle; BLOC-1 complex; BORC complex. Gene Ontology annotation, biological process: synaptic vesicle exocytosis; endosome to lysosome transport; intracellular protein transport.